AUGGUGCAGCAGGCGGAGAGCUUGGAAGCGGAGAGCAACCUGCCCCGGGAGGCGCUGGACACGGAAGAGGGCGAAUUCAUGGCGUGCAGCCCGGUGGCCCUGGACGAGAGCGACCCGGACUGGUGCAAGACAGCGUCCGGCCACAUCAAGCGGCCGAUGAACGCGUUCAUGGUGUGGUCCAAGAUCGAGCGCCGGAAGAUCAUGGAGCAGUCCCCGGACAUGCACAACGCCGAGAUCUCCAAGAGGCUGGGCAAGCGGUGGAAAAUGCUCAAGGACAGCGAGAAGAUCCCGUUCAUCCGGGAGGCGGAGCGGCUGCGGCUCAAGCACAUGGCCGACUACCCCGACUACAAGUACCGGCCCCGGAAAAAGCCCAAGAUGGACCCCUCGGCCAAGCCCAGCGCCGGCCAGAGCCCGGAGAAGAGCGCGGCUGGCGGCGGUGGCGGCGGCGCGGGCGCGGGCGGCGCCAAGACCUCCAAGAGCUCCAGCAAGAAGUGCGGGAAGCUCAAGGCGCCCGCGGCCGCCGGCGCCAGGGCCGGGGCGGGCAAGGCGGCGGCGCAGCCCGGGGACUUCGGGGCGGCGGCGGCGGCGGGCGACGAGGGCGCGCUGGGCGGCCUGCGCGCGGGCGGCGGCGGCGGCGCGAGCGGCAAGACGACGGUCAAGUGCGUGUUCCUGGACGAGGACGACGAUGAGGACGAGGAGGACGACGAGCUGCAGCUAAGGAUCAAGCAGGAGGCGGACGACGAGGACGAGGAGCCGCCGCACGCGCAGCUCCUGCAGCCCGCCGCGGGCCAGGCGGCCCCGCCGCUGCUCAGACGCUACAACGUGGCCAAGGUGCCGGCCAGCCCCACGCUGAGCAGCUCGGCCGAGUCUCCCGAGGGCGCCAGCCUCUACGAGGAGGUGCGGGCGGGCGCGCCCUCGGGCUCCGGGGCCGGCAGCCGCCUCUACUACAGCUUCAAGAACAUCACCAAGCAGCACCCGCCGGCGCUGGCGCAGCCCUCUCUGUCGCCCGCGUCCUCGCGCUCCGUCUCCACCUCCUCGGGCGCGGGCGGCGGCGGCGGCGAGGACGCCGACGACCUGAUGUUCGACCUGAGCUUGAAUUUCUCCCAAAGCGCGCACGGCGCGAGCGAGCAGCCGUUGGGGGCCGGCGCGGCGGCCGCGGCGGCGGCGGCCGGGAACCUGUCCCUGUCGCUGGUCGAUAAAGAUUUGGAUUCGUUCAGCGAGGGCAGCCUGGGCUCCCACUUCGAGUUCCCCGAUUACUGCACGCCCGAGCUGAGCGAGAUGAUCGCGGGGGACUGGCUGGAGGCGAACUUCUCCGACCUGGUGUUCACGUAUUGA
This is a messenger RNA of Dipodomys spectabilis (banner-tailed kangaroo rat), 1335 nucleotides long. RefSeq names its product SRY-box transcription factor 11 (gene Sox11). The coding region runs from base 1 to 1335 and encodes 444 amino acids. NCBI's taxonomy places the organism in Eukaryota, Metazoa, Chordata, Mammalia, Rodentia, Heteromyidae. Gene Ontology annotation, molecular function: DNA-binding transcription activator activity, RNA polymerase II-specific; RNA polymerase II cis-regulatory region sequence-specific DNA binding. Gene Ontology annotation, biological process: negative regulation of transcription by RNA polymerase II; positive regulation of transcription by RNA polymerase II; neuron differentiation. The record is from RefSeq and is a predicted model, not a curated record. The transcript has a single exon.